Aquila chrysaetos chrysaetos is the source of this 1146-nucleotide messenger RNA. It is a transcript of the gene SHISA4, whose product is annotated as shisa family member 4. Bases 426 to 1034 code for a protein of 202 amino acids. The record is from RefSeq and is a predicted model, not a curated record. The transcript has 5 exons. Lineage: Eukaryota; Metazoa; Chordata; Aves; Accipitriformes; Accipitridae.
CGGGGGCGGGCGGGGGCCGGGACCGGUGGCUGCGGCGGGAGGUGCCGCGGCGGGGCGGGGGUGGGGGGGGAACCGGGCAGCGACCGAGCGCCGCCGGGCUGCGGCGUCACUGCGGGCCUGCGCCGGCCCCGCACCGGGGCUUCACCGGCACCGGGCUUCCACCGAGCACCGGGGCUUCACCGGGACCGGGCUUCCACCGAGCACCGCGGCCCCGGGAGCGGCCCCGGGCUCCCACCGAGCACCGCGGCCCCGGCCCCGGCCCCGCGGUACCGGGACCGCUCUGCCGCACCGGGCCCGUUGCCGCACCGCAGCCGCCGCCGCUCCCCCCCCCCCCCCCCAGCCCGGCCCCACCCGCGCCCGGGACAGCGCUGAGCGGGGGCACCGGGCUCGGCCCCGCGCCGCCCCCCCCCCGGGCCGCCCCCGGGAUGGGGCCCGGUGGCACCGGCAGCGGUUGGCCCCUGGCCGGGACCGUGCUGGUGGCCGUAGCCGCCUCGCUGGCGGCGGGGGGCGAGGACUGCCUGUGGUACGUGGACAGGAACGGCUCCUGGCACCCCGGCUUCGACUGCGACUUCUUCACCUUCUGCUGCGGCACGUGCCACCAGCGGUACUGCUGCCGUGACCCCCUGCGCCUGCUCACUGAGCGCCAGCAGCGUCACUGCCUCGCCUUCAGCCCCAAGACCAUCGCGGGCAUCGCCUCGGCUGUGGUGCUCUUCAUCGCCAUCGUCACCACCAUCGUCUGCUGCUUCAUGUGCUCCUGCUGCUACUUGUACCAGCGCCGGCAGCACCUCCGCACCCCCCUGCAAGGCGCGGAGAUCCCGCUGUCCAGCUACCCCCCCGCAGCCCCCCCAGCCCCCUUCCCCAUGGACCCCAAAGCCGGCCCCGUGCCCCCCCAACCCGGCUUCACCCCCAUGGCCGUGUACCCGCCGGCUGGCCCUGCUGCCCAGUACCCGCUGUACCCCUCCGGCCCGCCCGUCUACAACCCCACAGCACCUCCGCCCUAUGUCGCGGUACAGCCCAGCUACCCCGGAGCCUGAGCACCCACAGGGACCCUGGCACCCUCCUCCCGCCGCCGGCCAGUGGGGCCGGGCUGGGGACCCUUGUCCCCCCACGCUGGGGCCGGGAGGGUGCCACGGCUGUGGCAGGAUC